Molecule: messenger RNA, 1881 nt
Organism: Ilyonectria robusta
Lineage: Eukaryota; Fungi; Ascomycota; Sordariomycetes; Hypocreales; Nectriaceae
Exons: 1
Coding region: 420-1607 (395 amino acids)
Source: RefSeq, a predicted model, not a curated record
GUCAACAGUCCAGUCGCUAGGCUUUUACUUCCAAGUUCAGAUAUCCCACGCCACUAUUCAAGUCCAUUACAGCAACAAUGAGUCCCAGUGCCAAGCCAAGCCGGCUUGAAACCCUACCCAGUGAGAUACUUCGGGAUAUCAUCAAAUGCCUCAUUGACAAAUGUACAAUGAACAAGGACACCGGCUAUCCUCACCCCUACUAUUCCCCCAUUCGUGGUCAGGCUGAAUAGGAACGCAAACGCAGCCUACUUGCCAUUUCCCUGUCGUCUCGGAAGCUCAACGCAGCCGUGGCCCCGUUCCUGUAUCAACAAGUUAUCCUCAAAAAGGGGAUCGAGCUUGACGUGCCUAAGCUAUCAACGGAGAAGGACCAGAUAUUUCCUGACCGAGGCAUCGCUACACUUGCUUUAUUUCUACACACGAUGCUGGAGCGGCCGCAGCUUCGAAAAUAUGUCCAUCACUUGGAUCUUCUUUUCUUUCUACUGGAUGUCAAAGUCAAAGAUUGGUUCGGCCCCCCUCAAUCUUCCCUGCGGGCCGUGACAAAGUGGGAGCUUGGCUUUUCGCAAAAGACUUUCAGUUGCGCCAAAUCCGAGUAUGACUGCGCCGUACUGGACCAUGUCAGUCUUUCGAAUGGAGGGACAUCUCAUGAUCUUGCCGAAAGAAUUUUCACGGCAAUUCUCUGUCUCAUUCCUCAGCUUCGAACGUUGGCGUUUCCACCCCCACCUGGAAAAGCGUGGUGUCGAGGGUAUGUGAAGGACUUCGAUGAGGAUGUCUCCGACCACACGAACAGGGGCACCUACAAUACCCUAAGCUCGCUCCUUGGACGAGUAUCCCAUGAUGCGCGGCUAUCCUCGGCCACAUUGCAGAACCUUGACGCCGUCAGACUUACCGUCAUUCCACGAACCGAUAGCUGGAAUGCAAAAGCCCGACCUUACUACACGUUCCAGAUCGACGCAUGCCUUAGCAUACUCCAAGCUCCAAACUUGAAAGAACUUGAGACCGACAUGGACACCGCAACAAGGGGAAUUGGAUUGCACAGCCAGGUGCCCCUCGCGAACUUGAAAAUACAGCGGGCCUUUCUUACAUCGGCCGCUUUCGACCAAGAGAUGCUUGAGUAUGUUUGCGAACACUGGCCUUUGACUGCGCUUGGGAUGUGCGCUACUUAUUACUCCGAGCAAGAGCCCUUUUACCGGCCAAGACCUCAGAGACCUGUGACAGAUGUCAAUAUCUUGGAUACAUCCCUAAUAGCACUGGCAACAACGCUGAAGACUCUGGAUCUCGCCCCCCAGACCACGAAAUGGAGGGCUGAUCAGCAACUAUCUUGUCUGCCCUCCCUAGUAGCCCUUGAGCACCUGCGCAUCGGGUUGCCUUUAUUGAACUCAAACAAUGGUUUGCCACUCGACCGCUGGCGGCAAUCCUCCCUCCUCGUCUCAAGACGCUCACAAUUAACGACUAGUAUGCUGCCAAUCGCUACGAGCGGGAGGAUUCGGAGGAAGAAGAAUACUUCUUUCUGCAGAAGAAUCCCCUCCCGCAUUUGCGUUUAUUAUCCCUCGCACUGGACGAGUUUUCCCAAACAUGUAGCAGCACGCAUCCAUUCCUUCGUUCAGUAAUGGUUUUUGGAUCGUUCCCGAUCCAGCCACUUAGUGCUUGGGCUGAAAGGAAUGCUCUUAAACAGUUUGAGCCUCAGCCAGGCCAGGUUCUCGUUGACGGAGAGAGAGUGCAGAAGCAAUUCGCCGAGUCUGGUGUGGUAUUUCAAGAGUUUCUUCAUGCCCAAGAGUGCGACUAUCGCUUUAGAGAUGUACAUGUAUUUUAGCUUAUUAUCAUAUGGCCGUGCUGUCAAACCUAGCUAAUUAGGUCCAAAUUAUGCCGAUGCUAUGAGACCGG